Molecule: messenger RNA, 3416 nt
Organism: Bombus huntii
Lineage: Eukaryota; Metazoa; Arthropoda; Insecta; Hymenoptera; Apidae
Gene: rha
Product: centrosomal protein of 120 kDa
Exons: 11
Coding region: 447-3290 (947 amino acids)
Biological process (GO): interkinetic nuclear migration; positive regulation of centriole elongation; centrosome cycle
Cellular component (GO): centriole; centrosome
Source: RefSeq, a predicted model, not a curated record
AUCUUGCAACUCUUUCACGAUUAUGACUAAUUUUUCUAUGUUAUGUAUUUUUCUGUAUGAUUUUGAUAAAACAAAUUAAAAAUUAAUAUUUAGUCGGUGUUCAAUUUUGUUACCAGACCAAUUUGGGCGACUAAUUAUUUAUCUAUAUUCAUAUUCAGUGAUACUCAUAUGGCGUUUAUUUGAAUUUUCAAAUAAAUUCAAGAGAGCUUUAGCGAAUCUAAUUUUAUGAAGAUUUCAAUGUUGUUAAUUGUGUAAAUAAUACAUAUUAUAUAGUCCUGUGUAAUUUAUAAGCCGUCCGUGAAACAUUGACAUGAUAAAUAAAAUGUUAUGCCAUUAAAUACCUACGUAUCCAUAGUAACCAAUUCGAAUUUUACGGAUUCCAUUAAUUUUCAUUAAAUAUUUGCUCACUUUAUACUAAUUAUUUUUAUUUAUUAUAUUAUGAUGCAAUGGAGGAAUUAGCAAAUUCUGAUGUUCGAGUUGUACUGAAUAUAAAAGAAGGUAAAGGUUUUGAACAAAUUCUGCUACCUACAUUAAUUGUUGCAACUCUAAAUGGACAUUCCUUGGAAACUGAUAUAAUAGAGCCAAAUUCAAAUCCUGAAUAUGAUCAUGAUUUAGUUUGGGAAGUAGAUAAAAACAGACUACGAAAGAUGAGGUCAGGACAAGUUCCAUUAAAAAUAGAAUGCUUUGCUGUUAAAAGUAAUAAUAUCAAAGAAAAAUUAGGGUAUCUUCUACUUAGUUUAAGAUCUGCCCAAGUUUUUGCUAAAAGUGGUAUUGAUAAUGUAAAAGCUAAUUGGCAUAAACUAUUAGGAUUAAAAAGUGAACUCAAAAUACAUAAACCUGAGUUACUUCUUGCUUUAAGUAUCCACAAUCUAGAAGCUACAUCAGUAAAUGCUCAAUUAGAGUUAAAAAAUUUGGAAGAAUGUCAGCAAGCAAAUGUUCAAUCUAAUAAAGUAACACCAAUUUUGUUACGUGAUGAACGUCUUAUACAAUUAGGUCCAUUAGAUAUUUGUCAUGAAUUCUUUUUAAUGAAUAUCACUGCUAUAUCUGCAGCAUAUGUAGAUUCUUUGCUACCAAUGAGAUAUUAUACAGAUAUGAAAAACAAUUUAUAUUUUUGGUGUAAGAUAUUAGAAAAUGAUGUAUAUUUUAAUCAAAGUAAAAAAGAGUAUGGAGAUAUUUGGACACUUAAUGAAAAAAUUGUUAUAAGGAUCAGAAGUUCAUUAAAAGUUUUCAAAGAAUAUUUACAACUAAAGCCAUUUCUGUUUAUAUAUUUAAAAUAUAAAGAUUAUAUAUUAGGUCAAUCGGAAGUAAAUUUGCAACCAUUAAUCCCUACUGAUAAUAUUGAAGAAUUUCUUAAAAUCACUGAAAAUAAUAGUAGUAUUUUAAAUCAGCGGUGUUGUUUAUGUAAAGCAGAUUUCAAUGAAAAUAAUAAAAUAGAAUGUAGAGACUCGUAUCUCGAUUUACAGCUAAAAUUGCAAUAUGUAGGUAAAACAAGUGUAGCAAUGGAUACUUCAAAUGUAAUGAUCAAUGAUUUCAUCACUCCUAAUUCUGUGGAAUUAAAGAAUAUCUUAAGACAAGUAAAUUAUAGUGAAAUAGAUUGUCAUAGAAAUCCUGCUGGUGAUUUUAGAAAAUAUGGAAUUCAAAUGUUCAAUCCCCCAAAUGGAUGCAAUAAUAUAAAUAAACACACUUUAAAUUCUGAUCUUGUAAGAGAUCAACUUGUUAAGGCUACUUAUUCACAUUCAGUUGACACACUGCUAUGUCAGUCUAAUAUUGAUAAUUCCUCUAAAAGUGUAGAGGCUUAUCACUGUUAUUAUUUAAAUAUUUUGUUGAUAGCAAUAAAGGCAAUAUCUUCAAAAUUAAUUAUUCCAAAUAUGGAAAUUCGGUUCCAUCAUCCAAAAACUGAAGUUACUUCAGCAUUUCAUCCAAAAAUACUAGCUUCAUUAGGAGAAAAAGUAAAAUUACAAAAUAUAGGGUGCAAAUUACAAUUUAUAUCAGCAACAGAUGAAAUUAAACAAUUAUUGCUAAAUUUCCCACCAAAAAUUAGUAUAUAUAAAGUGGAAGGAAGUACUAAGACUUGUAUAUCUGAAAGUAAAAUUAAUACAAAAGAAUUAUUUUGUCAAAAUAAGAUGGAGUACCAAUACAAUAUACCAUUGUAUGAUAUAGAACAUAAUAAUAUUGGCAACUUGGAUGUUAUGCUAAAUUUACAAGAUUAUGGUCCAUAUUAUAAGAUUAAAAAAACCAUUCCUAAUGAAAACUUAGGGCCACCAAUCUUAGAUGACAGUUUAGCAUAUAAAAUAGUGGAUGAGUUAGAGACUUGGAAAGAACGACAGAUGGAAAUAUUUAAAGUUGAGUUAAAAAGGAAGGAAGAUCGUCAUUUAAAUUUACUAAGUCAAGAAUGGCAAAAACAUAGAGAAAAUUUAGAAACAAAACUUGCGUGUAGCGUUGAACAAUGUAAAAUGCUAGCAAAUAGUUUAAAUAAUGCUACAGAAGACUUAAGAACACGAAGAUUGAAAAGCCUCGAAAAAGAAACUAGGUUAAUUAAAGCAAAUGAAGAUUUGCAAUGGAGAUAUGAUACAAAAUUACACGAGCUUAAAGAAUCAUUUCAAAUGGUUCAAGAAGAACUUAUGACAAAGAUUGAUGCUCUUGAAAAGAGGAAAACAGCUUUAGAAACACAAACUGAACAAUUAAGUACUGAAAAUGAAAAAUUACAAUUGCUUGUAUCAAAACAGUCUGAAGAGUUGGAAACUUAUCAAAAAGGUUCUUUGACGCAGGAUCAAACAGCAAAUUUAUUGCAAGAGUUAAAGACACUUGAAAAAAAAUUACAAAAUGCACAGGAAAGUAAAUCUUUUUUCAAAGAACAAUGGGCAAAAGCAGUUCGUGAGAUACAUCGUAUGAAAAUGGAACAUCAACAAGCUAUACAAGUUCAAAUUAAAAAUAGUAAAGAAGAAUUACAAAACUUAGACCUAGAAGAAAUAUUAUCUGCAGAUUCUACUGCCUUGACAAAUGAUCAAAUAUUGUUAAAUGAAAUUCAGAAAGAAAUUGAUGUAAUCAAGCCAAAAGCAUAUCUCAUUGAAAAAGACGUUUAUUCUCAAGUAUUUACACCAAGUUCUGUAGGCUCUAAAAUUUCGCAAAAUGCUAAUAAAGGCAUAUUAAAAAGAUCAGAUGAACAGGAUGAAAGAUUGCAAGCAUUAGUUGAAGAACGUGAUUCCCUAUUAAAAACAGGGAGUUAUACAAUUGACGAUACAGUUAUUAUGAAAUUAAAUAAUGAAAUCAGAUCUUUAAUGAUGAAGUAAUUCUUUUAUAUAAACUAUACCUUAAAAUAUUUCAAUAUCAUAGUACAAUAUAAAAUACUUUAUAAUCAUUUUUAUAUGUAUAUAUAUACACAUAUAUAUUUAUUGAAAUAAAUGUAUUUUAUAUAA